This is a messenger RNA of Pipistrellus kuhlii (Kuhl's pipistrelle), 3796 nucleotides long. RefSeq names its product zinc finger protein, FOG family member 1 (gene ZFPM1). Bases 626 to 3583 code for a protein of 985 amino acids. Lineage: Eukaryota; Metazoa; Chordata; Mammalia; Chiroptera; Vespertilionidae. The record is from RefSeq and is a predicted model, not a curated record. Gene Ontology annotation, cellular component: nucleus. The transcript is spliced from 11 exons. Gene Ontology annotation, molecular function: RNA polymerase II-specific DNA-binding transcription factor binding. Gene Ontology annotation, biological process: erythrocyte differentiation; megakaryocyte differentiation; heart development.
CCGCCCUCCCGGAGCGCCCGGGUCCUGGCCUCCCGGUUCGCUGUGUGCUGCCCGCAGGUUCCAUUGAGAAAAGCUGAGCGGCGGCGGCGGCGGCGGCGUCUGCGCGGGAGCCGAGAACCGGCAGCAGCCCGCCGCCCGCCGCCCCGGCGGUCCGCGCGCUUGCAGUGCCGGGGCCGAGCCUCCGGCUUCCGCAGCGGCUCCGAGCCGGCCGCGGCGGGCUGGGGGCGCGGGCCGGGGCAGCUGCGGAGCGCGGGGGCCGAGGGCAUGAGCCGUCCCGUGGCUCCGCUGCGCCCCCGCCGCCCGCCGCCGCCCGCCAGGGGCUAGAGGCGGCCGCCGGGAGGGCACGCGGCGCCGGAGACAUGUCCAGAAGGAAACAGAGCAAUCCCCGGCAGAUUAAGCCCUCAUGGGUCUCCCUGUCCUGCUGCCUUGAGCUAGUUUCCCUGGCCGUGUUGGACACUGGCUGGUUGCACAGUGUGACUUGAUGGGCAGGCAUCGGAAGCAUCAGCAGGCCCUGCCUCCCUCCAUCAGCUAAUUACCCACCUUCCUUCACCCCCUGGAAAACCUUGGCAAAGCUGGAGAGUAAGGGCACCAAGGAGGACACGAGUAAUUCGGUUCCCUCGGAGACAUGGAGGCUGGAGAGGAGGCUCAGGCCGCAGACAUCGGCCUCCCAGAGCCGGAGGCUGCAGCACCUGAGCCCGAGGCCAAGGAGGAGCCCAAGCCCCUGAGCCCUUCCAGUCCAGAAGCUAAUCCCCUGCCCCCACCACCAACACCGCAACCCACAUCCCCUGAAGGCUCCAAGGAGAUGGAGGGGCAGGAGCCAGAGACGAGUCUGGAGGAGGAGUCCAGCAGCUCAUGGAGUGGGCCAGACGAGCUGGAGCAGGUCCUGCAAGAUGGGCAGAGGUGUGUGCGGGCUCGACGCAGCCUUGCUGAGGGCCUGUCCUGGGGCCCAUUCCACGGAAGCAUCCAGAGCAGAGCCUCAUCCCCCGGGCAGACAGAACCGAGCCCGGCCCUGACCCUGCUGCUGGAGGACGAAGCCUGCUGGCUGAGGACACUGCCCCUGGCCCUGACGGAGGCUGAGGCCAAUGUGGAGAUCCACAGGAAGGAUGGAGCCCUCUGGUGCAGGCUCACCAAGCCGGUGCCAGCAGGGGGACUGCUGAGCGUGCUCCUCACAGCCGAGCCUCACAGCACCCCUAACCACCCUGUGAAGAAGGAGCCUGCAGAGCCUGAGUGCCUGGCUCCCUCACACACUGACAUCCAGCUCCUGCCCCAGCAAGCCGGCAUGGCAUCCAUCCUGGCCACAGCAGUCAUCAACAAAGAUGUCUUCCCCUGCAAGGACUGCGGCAUCUGGUACCGCAGCGAGCGGAACCUGCAAGCUCACCUCCUGUACUACUGUGCCAGCCGCCAGAGUGCCGGCUCCCCUGCCGCAGCCGCCGCUGACGAGAAGCCCAAGGAGCCAUACCCCAACGAGCGUGUCUGCCCCUUCCCUCAGUGCCGCAAAAGCUGCCCCAGUGCCAGCUCCCUGGAGAUCCAUAUGCGCAGCCACAGCGGCGAGCGCCCCUUCGUGUGUCUCAUCUGCCUGUCGGCCUUCACCACCAAGGCCAACUGCGAGCGGCACCUCAAGGUGCACACAGACACACAGAGCGGUGUCUGCCACAGCUGUGGCUUCAUCUCCACCACAAGGGACAUCCUCUACAGCCACCUAGUAACCAACCACAUGGUCUGCCAGCCAGGCUCCAAGGCUGAGAUCUACUCACCAGGGGUCGGGCACCCCUCAGCCAAGCUCCCACCAGGUCUGGCCCAGGCAGGUCCUGCUCCAGCCCUGAAGUGUGGCCUUUGGGGUCUCCCUGCAGACAGUCUACCCGGCUUCCAGCAGCUCACAGCCCUCCACGGCUCCCUGGCCUCCUCCGACCUGGGCCUUGGGUCCACCUCAUCACCAGGACUGGACAGGAAAGCCCUGGACGAGGCCACCAAUGGAGAGGCCAGAACAGCCCCCCAGAACGGUGGCAGCAGCGAGCCCCCAACAGCGCCCAGGAGCAUCAAGGUGGAGGCGGCCGAGGAGCCAGAGGAGGAGCCAGGGCCCCCAGCCCUUUCGUCGCGGACGCCCUCACCACCCAGCUCCGCUCCCGUCCGGGUCAAGGCUGAGCUGCCCAGCCCCACACCCGGCUCCAGCCCAGGCCCCGGUGCGCUCUUCCUGCCACAGUUCCCCGCCGCGCCCCCAGCCUCGGAGAUCCUGGCCAAGAUGUCCGAGCUGGUGCACAGCAGGCUGCAGGUGGGGGUGGGCGCGGGGGCGCCAGCCGGCCUGCUCGCGGGGACCCCCAAAGGCGCUACCUGCUUUGAGUGCGACAUCACCUUCAACAACGUCAGCAACUUCUACGUGCACAAGCGCCUCUACUGCUCUGGCCGCCGCGCGCCCGACGACGUGCUGCCCCCCGCCCGCAGGCCCAAGGCGCCCCCCACCCCGGUGCGCGCGGCCCCCGCCCCGCCGCCUGCUGAGCCGGACAAGCCAAGUUCGUCGCCAGGCCCCGGGGCACGCGAGGACCUGGCCGGGGGCGCGACCACGCCCGAGGCAGAGACCGGCGGCGGCGGCCGGGGCAGUGAGGGCAGCCCAAGCCCGGGCAGCGGGGCGGACGAGGACGACGACCCCCGACGGACGCUGUGCGAGGCCUGCAACAUUCGCUUCAGCCGCCACGAGACCUACAUGGUGCACAAGCGCUAUUACUGCGCCUCGCGCCACGACCCGCCUCCGCGACGGCCCGCUCCCGCCGCGCCCCCAGGAAACCCCGGAAUCCCCGCGCCGGCGCUGCCACCCGUACGCACGCGCAGGCGCCGGAAGCUCUACGAGCUGCAGGCGGCCAGCCCCGCCCCUGCAGCGCCGGGCCCCGCCCAGCCCUCGGCCGCCCCGGCUCCAGAGACUUCCGCUUCGCCGUCGCCGCGGCCCGGAAGCGGAAGCGGGCCGGACUUAUCGGAGGGCCCCAUCGACCUGAGCAAAAAGCCGCGGCGCCAGACCUCCGCCGCUCCCGUGCCCGGCCCCGCGCCGGUGCUGCCUGCCCUGGCCGACUACCAUGAGUGCACGGCCUGCCGCGUGAGCUUCCACAGCCUCGAGGCCUACCUGGCGCACAAGAAGUUCUCGUGCCCCGCCGCGCCGCGGCGCCCGCGCGCCCCCGAGGAUCCCGCCGUCGUGUGCCCCUACUGCCCCCCGAACGGCCUGGUUCAUGGGGACCUAGUCGAGCACUUGCGCCUGGCGCACGGCCUGCUGCUGGGCAAGCCCCUGACUGGCCCGGGCCCCGGCGCAGAGGCCCGGACGCCCUCCCCCGCUGCCCCCCGCGAUGGCCUUAACGGCCAGGAGCCACCCACCGGCCCUGCAGACGGCAGUCCCCGGCCCGGCCCGCCCUCAGCCCCACCGACGCCUCCUUCCCACUCGGACAAAGGCGUCCAGACCCCCAGCAAGGGGACGCCGACCUCCCUGCCCAACGGCAACCACAGGUACUGCCGCCUGUGCAACAUCAAGUUCAGCAGCCUGUCCACCUUCAUCGCCCACAAGAAGUAUUACUGUUCCUCGCAUGCCGCCGAGCACGUGAAGUGACCGGUGGCCACACUACAAACUGGAAAUCGCUUCUCACGCCCGCUGCUCCCCAGGAGCCAGGGCCUGCCAGCCUGCCGUGCAUAAAGACGGAAUCAUCCCCAGGUCCCAGGCUGCUCCGGCUCCUGGGAAACGCACCAAGCACAGGCCUCAGCAGAGGGAACUGCAGUGGCAGCACCCGCCUGGAUCCUUGGCACUUAAUAAAGAAGUUCAGUU